AUGCUGUCACCACAUCUCACAGACCAGUAUCCUAUUCUAUCACUCCCUCGGGUCAAGGAAGUUUCACUUUCACAAAAAUUGGCCAUUCCACAACUUCGCCAGACUGACGGAUCAACGUUGUCAUCGUCAUCGUCGUCUUCUUCAGUCAUCGAUUUCGGUGUGCUGAAUUCGAUGCUUGCUUCAUACAUAACCAAACCCAGUCCCAAGUUGAUUUGGUCCUACUCCAUAAAGCCCACUGUCUCUAUUACAUGUAUUGAUGUAUGGCAAUCGAGUAAGGCAAGGAAAUUGUAUGUGGUGGGUCUUGCGGAGAGGAAAAAAUCACGUAUCUUGGUCGUUGAAACUGAUAAUGCCUCAACUGAAGACGGUAGUUUCCUGAUAACCACUGUCAAUGAGAAAGAGCUUAGUCUCGGGAAGGACAGUGUCGUUGCGGUGAAAUUUUUAUCUGAUACAGAAAUUGUUGUUGUAUACCAAUCGGGAUCAGUCCAUAUAGUAAAAAAUGAAAUCGAGUUAUCGAUUGCGACCAAGUUUGAAAGUGAGGGAAAUGUCAUCUACAGCACAUUCAUAACAGAUUUGGAGGAUGCUUUGUUAUUGACAGUAUCUCAGUCGACAUCGGCAUUAACCUACAAUCUCGUUUCAAUCACUGCAUCAAGGAUACUCCCUAUUCAAUCGCAUCAAGCCAAGCCACUCACGGCUGUAUUUACCUACAACUCAGGUAUACUAUACCAGUAUCAUGACGGUGUUGUUGACUCCAUCGCAAUCACAAAUUUCCACUUACAAAAGACAAUUUCGGUUGCUUCUAUCCUCAAAACCGAUGAGCUCGUCUCCAUGACUUCGCCUGCCCCAGAUCGUUUAUUGUUGGGUAACGCCAACAUGAUUUACCUUUUGAACUUUAAGUAUGAGGCAAUCUUGGCCGAAUUCAAGUCAGUUUCCAGUUCGUCCAAUCCUAUUCCUGACAAAGUGUACGUCAAUCAAGUUGUUCCAGUUAAAGGCUCAUCACAAUCAACCCAAACAACAAGAGCUUACUAUAUCAAUUUGAAAAACAAGGACAACAACGUUUAUUUGAAUGUGAUUGAUGUCAAUGUUGGCUUGAACAAGUUGAGCGAAUGUCUUGGAAAGUCAAUUGAGCAGAGUGAACUUACAUUCAGUCAAGUCGUGGACUUGUACAACAACAACAAAGAAGAAGAAGAGGCAGAUACUGUUGCUGAUGAACUUGACCAAGUUUACCAGAGCUUGAAACAAGCUUGCGAUGCAAGAGAUGUAAAUAAAUGGGAAUCUAUUCUCAUCCCGUAUUUGAAAACCCACAAAUCUUGGCAAGAAAUUAAAAAAUCCAAACCAAAAACAAAGACAAAGACGUACCAGUUUAAAGAAUUUGAUGUGGAAAAUGAUCGUAUUGUGGAUAUCAACUUUAUAAACUCCAUCUUUGAUCUAAUCUUCACGACCAACCCUUUACAAUUCAGAGAUACCGAGUUCAUUCCGGAGUACACGCUAAUGUACCUACUCACUAGUCCGAUCUACUCCAAAGAACAUACAACCAACUUGGUUCAACUUUUGAAUGAUACAGGCAACACCACGCUACUCAAACAAGCAAUAAAGACAUGUUCCAAUAUCCCAUUGGGUGAUUUACUUGUCCAGUUUGUCAUAACUGAAGAUGUAGACAUUUUCAUUGCGUUGAUUGAUCGUAUAGUGGAUGAUUUUGCCACUGCUGAAAUUACCUCGAGCUUGAAAACAGUUAUAUCUCAGUACUCAACCGAUAUCAUUGCCUUAAUCAACAAGAUUAUAUCCACCUCAAAUAACAAGGGAUGGGUUAUAAUUGAAAUACUCGUCGAUAUAAAUGGACUAUUCAACUGGAGUCAGGAAAAUGUGUCUCGGUUGAAUCAAAUCAUUGACGAAAAGUUGGCGAACAUGGAUAUCAACGCAUACAACUUGACCUUGGUUGAUCAAGUGCAAUUGAAGAGAAAUCAAUUGAAAAAGAAUAAAGAUGUGUCUGCAAAUGGAGUGUUGACAAUUACUGACCAAACUUAUUUGAACAAGAAGGUGGAAUCGGAUUUGAACGAGGAGAUUCCAUUGUAUUCUAUAGAAAGACUAGAAAUUUAA
This is a messenger RNA of Lodderomyces theae, 2094 nucleotides long. It is a transcript of the gene UTP8, whose product is annotated as Utp8p. The transcript has a single exon. The record is from RefSeq and is a predicted model, not a curated record. Gene Ontology annotation, molecular function: protein binding. Lineage: Eukaryota; Fungi; Ascomycota; Pichiomycetes; Serinales; Debaryomycetaceae. Bases 1 to 2094 code for a protein of 697 amino acids.